Molecule: messenger RNA, 1990 nt
Organism: Populus euphratica (Euphrates poplar)
Lineage: Eukaryota; Viridiplantae; Streptophyta; Magnoliopsida; Malpighiales; Salicaceae
Exons: 2
Coding region: 125-1225 (366 amino acids)
Biological process (GO): regulation of DNA-templated transcription
Molecular function (GO): double-stranded DNA binding
Source: RefSeq, a predicted model, not a curated record
AAAGGCUUAUGGAAAUCUUAUCUUAUCUGUCCCAAACCCAACAGCUGCUAGCAUUAAAUGGUCUCAAAAACUCCACUCGUUUGAUCUUCUGUGUUGUCCACAGAACACAUUUUGCUUCCGAGGAAUGGCAAGUAAUGUACCACUGAGAAACCUGCUUUCUCUGGUACAAAAUCGUUCCUUGAAAACAUCCACUGCACCUCCCAAUACUUCAUCCCCAUCGUCAUUUACUGUACAAUACCUCCUUAGCUCAUCUGGGCUUCACUUAGAAUCUGUUCAUUCAGUUUCCCAGAAGCUCCAAAUCGAUGAAAGUGAUCUUCAAAACCCGCAUUAUGUCAUCGGGUUCUUGAAAGCUCACGAUUUUAAGGAUGCCCACAUAGCCAAAUUGAUCCACAAGUGGCCUGCUGUCCUCCAUUGCAAAGUAGAACACAAUUUGAAGCCUAAAUUUGAGUUCUUCAUAGAAAAUGGUUUUGUUGGUGAGAUUCUGCCCGAGCUUAUUGUAUCAAAUCCGGAUGUUUUGAGAAGGGCUUUAGAUUCUCGAAUUAUACCAUGCUUUGAGCUUUUGAAGUCGGUUCUUGGUUGCAGUGAGAAAGCUGCAUCGGCUUUUAAGCGUUGUUCGGUAUCAAUGAUGUCUGCCAUGGAACCGAACAUUGAUCUAUUGAUAAAAGAGGGAGUGCCUGUCGAUAGGAUUGCAAAACUGAUUAUGUUGCAACCAAGAACUAUACAGCAAAAGCAUCAGAGGAUGAUUUAUGCUGUGAAAGCUCUUAAAGAUUUGGAAAUCGAUUCAAAGACUACCGUUUUUAUACAUGCUCUUAGAGUGAUGUUACAAAUGAGCGAGUCCACUUGGAACAAGAAAGUUGAAGUGUUGAAGAGUUUGGGGUGGACCGAGGAGGAGAUUUUACAGGCUUUUAAGCGAUGCCCCUUUUGUUUUACAUGUUCGGAGGAGAAAAUCAGGAGUGUAGUGGAUUUCCUGGUGAACACAUUGAAGAUGGAACUGCGAACUGUAAUUGAACGUCCCGAGUUUCUUAUGCUGUCUGUUGAUAAAAGGAUUCGUCCAAGGUACAAUGUGUUAAAGAUUUUGGAGUCGAAGAAGCUGGUUAUUGGGAAGAAGAAUAUGAAGCAGUUGCUAACAAUGAGGGAGAACAAUUUCUUCCAGAACUAUGUCAUUAAGUAUGCAGACAAGGUCCCAGGUUUAUUGGAGGCAUAUGAGGUUCUUCCAAAGCAAUAAAGAUAGAUUCUUGAUGGCAAAAGAUGGGAUCAUCUGUUUGCCAGGCAUAUCUGCUACAGUAUCAUAUAUGGAACAGAUGCGCAUACAGGUUUCCAGUCAAGCACUUGUUGAUUAAGUACAUUAUUUUGUUCUGGAAUUCUUUUGGACACGCAACCAACUAUUCCCUGUUUAUAAAGUAGGGCUCUUUUCUCAGAUUAAGAGCAGUUUUAGCGUCAUGAAUACAGGUUAUUGGGUCGUUAUAAGCUAUAUUUAACAGUUUGGAAAAAUAUGAUAGCACAAGGCUUGUCGAAGUUAUUCGAGGAUUAAUGACUCGGGCUUCCGGACUUGGCUAUGCAAAUUUAACAACUGCAGCUCUAGCUGGCUGUUUUAGUAGCAGGUGAUUUUGCUGGAGAUGUUGAUUUUGAGUGUAUCAUCGAAGGGCAAAUCAGCCCCCUCUCUCAAGGUAAUCAUCUUGCCAGCAAUGAGGAUACUGGGCCAUGGAAGUGAAGAGGGUGGCUCUAGGCACCCGCCAUGCUGGUAUCCUACAUUUGAUAUCUUCAUAGAUCCCAUUAUUGUAUAUCCAUUAACAAAGGCAAAUCAUUUUACCUCAUUCUUCCUCUCAGAAAGAACCAUUGGUUGGUUAUUCUUUGGAUGAACAGGUGAAGUGGACAUUUCUGUCUCUGUCCAAUUUGACAUCCAAUUUCUGUCUCAGAAAAUCCAAACUCAUCCUGUUGUUUGUAAAUAUAUUAAAAAAAUAAAACCUUAGCUCCAAAAAUUGCUACAUUA